Molecule: messenger RNA, 1179 nt
Organism: Sinocyclocheilus grahami
Lineage: Eukaryota; Metazoa; Chordata; Actinopteri; Cypriniformes; Cyprinidae
Product: homeobox protein Hox-B8a-like
Exons: 2
Coding region: 154-891 (245 amino acids)
Biological process (GO): regulation of transcription by RNA polymerase II
Cellular component (GO): nucleus
Molecular function (GO): DNA-binding transcription factor activity, RNA polymerase II-specific; RNA polymerase II transcription regulatory region sequence-specific DNA binding
Source: RefSeq, a predicted model, not a curated record
CCGUUCAGUUUUUGGAAAUCAAGGCUUGGCUGCUGCAUUGUUUGUUACCUCAGUAACUGUGAAACUGACAACUCUCUGAAGCUACUGCGCUGAUAUAAAGACAUUCAAACGCAAACUCUUGAACAAAAUCAGCACCAACAACAACAUCAAAAGAUGAGCUCAUAUUUCGUCAACUCUCUCUUCACUAAAUACAAAAGUGGAGACACUCUGCGGCCAAACUAUUACGAGUGCGGAUUUGCUCAGGACCUAGGGACGAGACCCACCGUCGUGUACGGUCCAGGCACCGGAGCCACUUUCCAGCAUGCCCCUCAGAUUCAAGAGUUUUACCACCACGGCGCAUCCACGCUCUCCGCAUCUCCUUACCAGCAGAGUCCCUGUGCAGUAACUUGUCACGGCGAGCCGGGUAACUUCUACGGUUAUGAUGCUCUCCAGAGGCAAACGCUUUUCGGUGCUCAAGACGCCGACUUGGUUCAGUAUAGCGACUGCAAGCUCGCCGCGGGGGGCAUCGGCGACGAGACGGACAACACAGAGCAGAGUCCGUCGCCCACACAGCUGUUCCCGUGGAUGCGACCUCAAGCUGCCGGACGGAGGCGAGGACGCCAGACCUACAGCCGCUAUCAGACUCUGGAACUCGAGAAAGAGUUUCUCUUCAAUCCCUACCUAACACGCAAGCGGCGGAUUGAAGUAUCACACGCUUUGGGACUGACAGAACGACAGGUCAAAAUCUGGUUUCAAAACCGUCGCAUGAAAUGGAAAAAAGAAAACAACAAGGACAAGUUUCCAAGCAGCAAGUCUGAACAAGAGCAGAUCGAAAAAGAGAAACUGGAGAAAGAACAGGCAUCCGGGACACAGCCAGCUGGCGAAGACUGCGACAAGGCAAAACAAAUGUAAAGCGGAUGCGAGUGUGAGUGUCUGUGUGUGUGAGAGAGAGUGUGUGUGUUUGUGUGUACGUGUGUCAGUCAAUCAAAAAGGCAAAGAAUAAAUAGGGAAAAUAAAACAGGACAAUGACGAAGAGAAUAACGGUGUGUGCAUGGGAGGUUUGUCUCACAGAUACAUUUUAAUCAAGUCGAGUGGUUACAUCUUUCAUUCGAGGAAGGAACAGAAAAAAAAUGACUGGGACUAGACGAAUGACUAUACACUUAAUGUGGUGAAAACCGAACUUCAGGAAGAUGAAGGACA